UCUGUUUGUUUCUCUUUCUAAAAGCGGCUGGCGCCGGGCUUCUUUUUUGCCCUUUCCGAUCUAAACCCUAGUUACAGGAGAAAAGAAAGAGACAGAACAAAUGCCGAGGGAAUCAUAACACUCCAGUGGGACAAUGCGGGAACCAGAUCGGAAUGGAGUUUUGGAACAGCUUUGCCUCGAACACGGCAUCAGCAAAGAAGGCAUCCUUGAAGAUUUCGCUACCCAGGGAGGUGAUAGGAAAGAUGUCUUCUUCUACCAAGCGGACGAUCAACAUUAUAUUCCACGUGCUUUACACAUAGAUUUGGAACCUAGGGUAAUUAUGGAAUUCAAAAAAGUGAAUUCAAAAAUCUCUACAAUCACCGAAAACAUAUUUGUUUCUGAUCAUGGUGGAGGUGCUGGAAACACUGGGCCAGUGGAUAUCAUCAGGUGGUUGUAUAAAUCAUAGAGGCUUGGACCUUUACACUUUUGUAGAUCCUAUUCGAAUAGUUUUCAAGUAACAUUAAGAAAUAAUUAUGGUCUUCUGCACAUUAUUCUAAUUAACAUGUCCAUAUCAUUGUGUUGUUAGAAAUAUGA
Messenger RNA from Hibiscus syriacus, 573 nucleotides. Its product is annotated as tubulin gamma-1 chain-like. NCBI's taxonomy places the organism in Eukaryota, Viridiplantae, Streptophyta, Magnoliopsida, Malvales, Malvaceae. Gene Ontology annotation, cellular component: nucleus; spindle; centrosome. Gene Ontology annotation, biological process: mitotic cell cycle; mitotic sister chromatid segregation; microtubule nucleation. Gene Ontology annotation, molecular function: GTP binding; structural constituent of cytoskeleton. The transcript has 2 exons. Bases 134 to 445 code for a protein of 103 amino acids. The record is from RefSeq and is a predicted model, not a curated record.